Molecule: messenger RNA, 1842 nt
Organism: Sparassis crispa
Lineage: Eukaryota; Fungi; Basidiomycota; Agaricomycetes; Polyporales; Sparassidaceae
Exons: 4
Coding region: 1-1842 (613 amino acids)
Source: RefSeq, a predicted model, not a curated record
AUGUCCGAUAUAUAUUCUGCUCUCCGUGUCUCUCCCAGGAAGAAACGUUGUCCUCCAGACCUUGAUGAUAACCUCCUCACUCCCAAGAAACUGAGAACAGCCCCACCGACCCCGCCGCCGACUAUCACGCGUCGAAAGGCGAAAGGCGACGCGACACCCCUUCCUUCCCAGUUAACCCACCUUUAUAACGCUCAUACUGCUCUGCAACACGCGUUAUCGCACGCGCUAGCUACCUGCGCGGUUUCCCCAUCCGAGGACACUGGACUUGUCCGGAAUGUUUUGAACCACCACUCACUGGCGACGUACUCUGGCUUGACGCACAGAUUUGACGUCGAUGAUUUGAAGCGGCUCUGCUGGCUGUGGGAGUGGGACGGCAAGCAGAUCCCCACUGCAGGCAGUGCAAAGGGGAAAGCCAAAGCCAAUGACGACGAUGAUAACCCGUUCUUGGACACCCCGGCUGUCGCGUUCCCGGCGAAGGACUGGACGCGCGGUGCCAUGAGCUUCGUGAUCAAUCAGACGAGCCACUAUUCCAAGUCUGCCGGUUCGAGGGUGCCGGCGUACGGCAUUGGGAUCGAGGUGGAGAUGGAUAUUGACAAGGGUAUGGGCGGAGGUAUGGCUGCUGUUGCCAGAUGGACCGCUUCCAGCGAGACGCGUCGGAAAGAGUUCCGCGGUAAACUCGACCGGUGGCUUGAGCUCCAUGCAGAUCAGUCCCCCAUACCUCACGUACCCAUGGCGGAUCUGCCCGCUCUUCCUGUCGCCGCUAAGCCAUCCACCCUCACGCGUCUCCUCGCUUCCUCAUCACCUAAAUUCCCCUCUUCGCUCUCCAUCCUCACGAGACCCACAUCCCCAUCCCCAUCGCCCUCCAAAUCAGGACUCAAGUCUCCCACCAAGAAGGCUCGCGAUUUUGCGAUUCCUUUCCCUGUCACGCCAUCCAGCAGAGUUGGGACACCGUCCAAGAGCUCCGUUCCUUUCCCGCAGACCCCAUCUUCGCGUUACUCCCGUAAAGACUCGUUGCCAAGUCUCCUCACCCCCACCAGCUUCGGGACUCCUGCGAGCUCAAGGACUUCCUCUCCGGUACGGCCUGAGACUCCCACCACUGGCUUCAGAACUCCAACGAGCUCGAGGACUCCCUCGCUGAAGCGGCCCGAUACCCCCACCUCGUCAGCGUCCUCGUCAUCAGUCCCAACAACACCCGUCCAUCAGCGCGGAGUCAAUGCACAGACGGCUCCGGAGACCCCUACGAGCUCGCGCCGCCAGGCUCUGUAUGAGCGCGUUCGUCAGCGCUCGCUGACAGCGACGCCGACGAAGGGUGGUACGCCUGGUACUGCGGGCAAGAUGACGAAAGAACAGCUCAUGAAGCUAAGCCAGGACGAAAUGCGCCGGAGGUGUCUUCUGGGCCGGCUCGGGGGCGUUGCGGAGAGUGUCUGGAUGCUGUUCUCGAACCCUGGUAGUUCAACUUCUACACCCAGUGCGCGCAAGCGGCGCGCCCUGCUCACCUCCGAGGUGGCUGCAGCUGUUGUGAAAUCCUCGCCCGUGCCCAUAUCCUCCGCCGAGGCGUACGAAUCCUUGCACCUACUCACGAAGCUCUGCCCGUUCUUCCUGCGCCGUCUGGAUAUCGCUGGCGGAGAGUGGCUCGAGAUGCCCGCACCCUCGACCGGCGGCGCGGACGCCGAUGCAGGCGCGAGCUCCGAGAAGCUGCCAGCCAGCCCCGGGCGUGCGCUGAAGAAGAGCGAGAGCGCGGAGGAGGUGCACACGCGCAGCCCGCGGAGGGUGAAGCGCGAGGGUGGCGGGCUGCGCGAUGUGAGAGAGCGGAUACGCAGGGAGCUGGAGAUGACCGACUAG